Messenger RNA from Bactrocera oleae (olive fruit fly), 1092 nucleotides. The record is from RefSeq and is a predicted model, not a curated record. NCBI's taxonomy places the organism in Eukaryota, Metazoa, Arthropoda, Insecta, Diptera, Tephritidae.
ACUCUUCGUAUUAGAGCACGUUUUUAUAUAGUAGUUUUUUCCCGUGUAGUGCAAAAAUAAACACAAAGUCAAGUGUCGCAAUAUAAAUCCACAUUUUAAAUGCUCACAAAUUGUCGUCUCGUAUGAGUAGUUUGCCGUUAAUUUUAUAAAAUUUUAAAUACAGUAUUGCUGUUUAAACAAAUUACUGAUAAAUAAUCGAGCGAACUGUUUGUUCAGUGCAAAGUCAAGUUCAAUGACAAAAGCGAGAAAUUAAAAUAAUUUGUAACGAAAAUAGGCAUAUUUGCAUACUGUGCAAAACAAUGCUCGAAAAAAGUGGAAUUUUCACACACUUUUUAUGGAAGAAAAACGCAAAAGCACCCACGCUAUUUAAGCAGCGAAAAUCAUAACUUUUUAAACAGUUCUGCAUUAACAUCCAAGUGUCAACAGCAAGUGAUCUAAAUUUGGUUGAUUUCACAAAUAUUUACAGUGGCAAAUAUCGUUAAACCAUAAAACUAAAAUCAUAACAAUAUGAGUGCCUUAUUAUCCUAUCUAUUGUGCGCAAGCGUCGUUACACUCUCGUUGGCAGCACCGCAGUAUGUCGAUCCCUACGCGACAUCGUAUCCACAGUUUGCAAAGCUGAGCGGCACACCAUAUACAGGGUAUGGCACAAAUAUUCGCAUAUGGCCAUGGGUUAUUGGGCAAUAUACCUUCCCAAGUUCCCAGUCUUACUCAAACUCCGGGAAUACUAAUACUAAUCCUUCCAGCUAUCCAUAUGGUUAUAAUCAAUACAACUCUGGUAACACCUACAACCCCUACAACAACUACAAUUCGUAUAAUCCUUACAACAGGAAUACUGGCACAAAUACCUAUUGGAAUGGCUUUGCUUGGGUCAAUAGUUUCCGGUCGGCGAGUUAAGUCGAAAAGUGAGUGGAGAAGUCGUUACAUAUAUGAAGUAUUUUUACUUUUUAUGGUUGGCAUAAUUUAAAUGAAGAAGUUGAUGAUAUACCACCUAUUAUUAUUUAUAUUUUAAUUAAUUUGUUAACAUUUUAAUAUUAAGUUAAAAUAAAGUUUAUUGUUUUAUCAUUUUGUUAAAAUGAAUAAAAAAAAUGUUGU